AUGGGAUGGCCACUUCAACCACCAGUGUUUCUGCCAAUUACCCCACCUGCACCCCCUGCGAACACCGAGUUAGAUGCCAUUCGUUCCAUCAUUCAAGAAGGUGAAAAAGUGUUGGAUAAGUUGCAGAAGCAGGAGGAAACCUUGGCACAGGAAGUGACUCUGAGAGCCAAAGAUCUCUGUGAUAAGGAGUUCAAGCUCCCAUACCAGAAGCCAAUGUCGUGUUUUGUUGAGAUUGAUGCUUGCAAGGCAUGCUACAAGGAGAAUGUUAAGAAUCCCUUGAAAUGUGGGCAUCUGAUACAAAUUUUUGCUGAAUGUGCUCGUAGAGUUAGACAGCAAGUGAGUUCAGCAGAUAAAUCGUAG
Tripterygium wilfordii is the source of this 360-nucleotide messenger RNA. RefSeq lists its product as uncharacterized. The record is from RefSeq and is a predicted model, not a curated record. Lineage: Eukaryota; Viridiplantae; Streptophyta; Magnoliopsida; Celastrales; Celastraceae. The coding region runs from base 1 to 360 and encodes 119 amino acids. The transcript has 2 exons.